AUGCGGACGUCGACCGUUUAUACCCGCAGGUACUAUGGGAGCGGGGGUAUGGGGGGCGGAGGAGGGCUACAAGCCACGGACCUCCGGCGAAGGCUCGAGUUCCAGUGUACCGGAGGAACUUGUUCGCAGGCUCUGCGGUCCCUAAGGCACGACAGCUACCAUGCUACCGAGGAGAACGCCGCGUGUGACGACUACGAGGACAGGAGGACUGACCACGAAGCGAUCCUCGCUUCCGGUCAGCCUACCUGCACAGGCUGCCGGCGAUCGUAUAGGCGCCAGGAGAGCGAAGAGGUUGAGAAAAAGGAGACUCUGAAGCGACGCAUGCCCGAAUCGGAUGAGAUCGGUGCGGUGUACCGGAAGCUGCGGCUUUGCCUGGGCCUUUUCGAGCACGCGAGUAAAAACGAUGAGACGGAAGAGGACGACGAGAAGAAGAGGCAUCGGUUACGGUGGUGUCGCAGGGGCUUCCGACGAAUCGUGGAAGUGGCGACAAGAGCUCUGCUCCUUGGCAUCGCGCUUCUCGUCACGCCAGGCAAGUGA
Molecule: messenger RNA, 537 nt
Organism: Wasmannia auropunctata (little fire ant)
Lineage: Eukaryota; Metazoa; Arthropoda; Insecta; Hymenoptera; Formicidae
Exons: 2
Coding region: 1-537 (178 amino acids)
Source: RefSeq, a predicted model, not a curated record